Messenger RNA from Volvox carteri f. nagariensis, 1040 nucleotides. RefSeq lists its product as uncharacterized. The transcript has 8 exons. The coding region runs from base 1 to 708 and encodes 235 amino acids. NCBI's taxonomy places the organism in Eukaryota, Viridiplantae, Chlorophyta, Chlorophyceae, Chlamydomonadales, Volvocaceae. The record is from RefSeq and is a predicted model, not a curated record.
AUGUGCCAUCGCUCUUUUACGCAGCCACGAGGGCCGCUGAGGAGAUACUACACUCCAUAUGAGGUGGCGAUGCACAAUACGCCCGAUGACCUCUGGGUAUCAUUUCUCGGUGGCGUGUACAACAUAACUGACCUUGUGGAGGACCAUCAAGGGACCCUAGCAGCGCCCCUCAUAGCAGCGGCAGGUCAAGACAUAUCCCACUGGUUUGACCCCGGCACGGGGGACCCCAAGCGCCAUGUGUGUCCCGAGACCCACCUGGAGCGGUACUACACACCGACGGGUCGCUUCAUCCACGUCCCCCCACCUGAGCCCAUGUCCAACUGGGACACCAGCUUCGGACAGCCCUGGUGGCGGAACUCCAAGAAGUACCAGAUCGGCUUCCUGUCCGCCCGCACUCGGGUGAUCCGGAUCCGGAAUGUGCUGACGGACCAGGAGGACCAAAUCGAGGUGCCGUGUGAGGAGAAGCUGGUGGAGAUCAGGGAGCGGUACCUGGAGCUAAACGCCCACGCCAAGAGCUACACGUGGAAGGCCCUCAUUCGGGACAAGGCAACCGGGGCACACGGCUUUCAGGAGCUGGAUUUGAACCUGACGCUGGAGGAGAACGGUAUGCCGAACGAGACCCCCACCUUCGAGGACCACCAUGUGCCCACCGACUACUACAUCCCCGUACUCCAUGUGUACUGGAAUGACGACCUCACAGUGGCGUGAGCCCCGACGACUACCACGACUCCACCACGACAACGGCAACAACUACACCGCCACCGCCAGAUAUUUGGCAGACUGUCCUCUUAUACCGGGGCAGCUGCAUGGACGGGAGGAAGAGAGGAAGGAGGAGCUAGGUAGCGGCGGAGGGAGGAGGCGCAGGCCACUAGGGAGGAUGGUAGGAUGGUGCUUAUAGGCGGUCUGGCAGCCCUUGAGCCCUCGGCUCGUAUUAGGGUGGUUUGCAGGUACGGGGAACGCACCCACGACCAUGUAACAACAACAAACAAACAAAACUAGGGGUGGGUCGGCAAAGACAUUACAAAGGAAAAAUUUCUGUC